Molecule: messenger RNA, 3108 nt
Organism: Solea solea (common sole)
Lineage: Eukaryota; Metazoa; Chordata; Actinopteri; Pleuronectiformes; Soleidae
Gene: pak4
Product: p21 protein (Cdc42/Rac)-activated kinase 4
Exons: 11
Coding region: 329-2314 (661 amino acids)
Biological process (GO): protein phosphorylation; regulation of MAPK cascade; intracellular signal transduction
Cellular component (GO): cytoplasm
Molecular function (GO): ATP binding; protein serine/threonine kinase activity
Source: RefSeq, a predicted model, not a curated record
AGGAAUGCGACACACUUUGUAUAAUGCUCAAAGCUGUGCUGUGCCGCGUUGUCUGUAUGUGUAUGUACCCCUGCAACCUCCGUUAACGCCGAAUUGCCGAAAUCUCCGUUGUCGUUUCGUGUUUUUAUGGGGAAAUAACGACGCUUCUGACGCGUGAACUAAGUUUUCAUAUCCUCACGGAAACAGCGCCGGCGGUGCAGUCUGUCUUUUUCCUCCUUCGUCCUCCGCUGCGCUUCCCAACAUGAGAUCAGGUGGAUAGUGUGUGAAUAUGUCGCUGUACCUGGAACUAAAAGUCUCGUGCUAGGCUGCAGCUACCCCAGCCACCACCAUGUUUACCAAGAAGAAGAAGUCUCGUAUCCAAAUCUCAGCUCCAUCCAACUUUGAGCAUCGUGUACAUACAGACUUUGAUGAGCAUGAGCAAAAAUUUGUCGGGUUGCCCCGGCAAUGGCAGUCGCUCAUCGAAGACACGGCCAAAAGGCCCAAACCCUUUAUCGAUGUUACCGUCAUCACCACUGUCGAGCCACGCAAGGCAAUCGUACGAGGCAACAAGAUGGCAGUGGAUGGCUCUCUGACCUGGCUGUUGGAUGAGUUUGACACCAUGUCUGUGACUCGCUCCAAUUCUCUGCGACGAGGAAGUCCUCCUGUCCAACCCCGCAGGGACUCAAGCUCAUCAGGGGGAGGCGGGCAGGAGAAUGGAGAUCCUCACCACAGAUACUACUCACAGCCAGACAGAAAAGACAGUCACAGAUCUAGACUGGAACAUCAGAGUGGAGGUGAGUCCCACCAGGGUCAUCGAGCAGUCCCUUCUACUCAGAGGAAUGAGGGCGUCCAUGGUCGGCCACAGCAGCAGCCUCGUGGCCAAGAGCCCAGCAGGGCCCACAGGGAUAGACCAGGCUCUGGCCCUCCCCCUCCCCCCCACAGAGACAGAGAGCCACGAGACAGGGACCAGGUGGUUCGCAGGGAUCAACCCAGUGAUCAAAGGCCAAAGUCAAGCUACAUGACACGGGAAGGCAGCCCACAAUCUCCCAGGGACAAGAGGCCUCUCUCUGGGCCCAACAUCCGUACCCCAAACAUGCCAGUAACAGAGGGGUUAAUAAAGACUGCCCAGCAGACCACUCGACCAUUCAACACCUACCCAAGGACAGACAGUGAUGGUGGCCGCAGCCCUACAGGACAGCCGGUUCGAUACAAUGAACCUUCCUCUCAAAAUGGUCCUUCAAGUGGUUCAAGCAAAGGUUCUGCUAGCUCCAAACCUCCUAUAAGUCAUCCACAUCCUCAUCAUACUUCCCACCCAAGCCUGGCCCCUGAGGUCUCUCAGCACCCACACACACCUCAUCCGAACGUUCCGGCUCCACGGCCCCCAGUGCCCUCUGGGCCACCUGCUUCCAGUGCACCGUCCCAAGGUCGCUCACCACAGAGGGAGCCCCAAAGGGUUUCCCAUGAGCAGUUCAGAGCGGCACUACAGAUGGUAGUGGAUCCUGGUGACCCAAGGACCUACUUGGACCACUACAUUAAGAUAGGGGAAGGAUCCACAGGGAUUGUGUGUAUAGCCACAGUGAAGACCACAGGAAAGCUGGUCGCAGUGAAGAAGAUGGACCUGAGGAAACAGCAGCGCAGGGAACUCCUCUUCAACGAGGUGGUGAUCAUGCGGGACUAUCAUCAUGAGAAUGUGGUGGAGAUGUACAACAGUUACCUGGUGGGAGAUGAGCUCUGGGUCGUCAUGGAGUUCCUUGAGGGAGGGGCACUCACUGACAUUGUAACACACACCAGGAUGAACGAGGAACAGAUUGCCACAGUGUGUUUGUCUGUCCUGAAGGCGUUGUCUGUCCUCCACACACAGGGUGUCAUUCAUAGAGACAUAAAGAGUGACUCAAUCCUCCUCACUCAUGAUGGCCGGAUAAAACUGUCAGACUUUGGUUUCUGCGCUCAAGUGUCUAAGGAAGUACAGAGAAGGAAGUCUCUGGUGGGAACGCCAUACUGGAUGGCACCAGAACUAAUAUCCAGGUUGCCGUAUGGACCAGAGGUGGAUAUCUGGUCUCUGGGUAUAAUGGUCAUAGAGAUGGUGGACGGUGAGCCGCCGUACUUCAAUGAGCCACCUCUUAAAGCCAUGAAGAUGAUUCGAGACAACCUGCCUCCCAAACUGAAGAAUCUGCAUAAGGUCUCUCCUGUGCUCAAAGGCUUCCUGGACAGGAUGUUGGUGCGAGACCCAGCUCAGAGGGCCUCAGCCAAUGAGCUGCUCAAACACCCCUUCCUGACAAAGGCUGGUCCGCCAUCUUGCAUCGUUCCUCUGAUGAGGCAGAACAGGAUGAAAUGAGACGUGUGACACUCAGAUUUUUCCGGACUGUGCAGGUUCAGAUGAAAUUGAAUAGACCUACACACAGAUGAGUGGCCCUCAGAGGUCAGAGGUCAUGGAUGAGAGAUCUGUGAGUGCUCUGAAAUAUAGAGUUGGUGUGCAUGGGUAUUUGGUUUUUCUAAUAUGAAUCACUGAACUAUUAGGGGUGUAUUCCCUGAAUAAGAGGCAAUAAGAGUGUGUGUGUGUGUGUGUGUGUGAGAAAACAUAUGAUGCCAACACUGUUAAUGACAGUGUUCCAUGGCCUGUGCGUGCGUGCGUGCUUGUGUGUGAGCUUUCACUGUGGGUUGUGACAGUGGAGAAGCAACAAAUUGCCUGUUGAACAAUUUCAGUUGAUUUCCUGUAGACAUUUUGUUUUAGCUGAAAGGCCUGACCUGGAAUGACAAAGGGCUGUGGCUGUUUUUAUUUUUCCAUUUGGACCAUACCUGGAUUUCAAGUGUGAGGAUUGGGUUUUGCACACGAGUUAGACGCUUUUAAGGAACAGAGAGCCUGUUGGCUGCUUUUAGAUAUAGUCAGAUACAACACUUCAAUCUCACUAUUGGAAAGUCUGUAAGUCGAAUUUUCUUCUCGACAAGAACAUCACUUACAGACGGAUCCCAGAUUCUGACACUAUCCUUAUCACACCCAGAACUUACUACUGAGGAAGGAACUUGUUUGACUCAAAAAUGAGCCAGAUAAACUUUAUUUUGUAGCCAAAAAAUGACUAGAUUUCUGUUGUAAACAAAAAAAACGUACACUAAAACAAAAGGUAAACACUG